GAGCACCUCCUCCUCCGUGGAGCCGGACAGCCUUUAAAUGCCCCAUUUCAGCCACUUUUCGGGUUGUGUGUCAGUGUCGUUGCUGCUUUGGGUCUGUUGAGGCUUAUCUGCCACGUCGGUUGUCGUCGCUGUUUAACAAAACUGUCAAGAUGACUCAUCCGUUCCCAUCCCUUUCUCCGGAGCAGAAGAGGGAGCUCUCUGACAUUGCUCAGAGGAUCGUGGCUCCAGGAAAGGGAAUCCUGGCUGCAGAUGAAUCAACAGGCACCAUGGCGAAGCGGCUCCAGAAAAUCAACGUGGAGAACACCGAGGAGAACCGCCGCAGCUUCCGUGACAUCCUCUUCUCCUCUGAUGCCUCCUUCUCAAACUGUGUGGGCGGCAUCAUCUUCUUCCACGAGACACUCUACCAGAAGUCAGACAGUGGCAAGCUGUUCCCCCAGCUCGUCAAGGAAAAGGGCAUUGUUGUUGGCAUCAAGGUGGACAAAGGCACAGCUGGUCUGAUGGGAACAGAUGGAGAGACCACCACACAAGGUCUUGAUGGUCUCUCAGAGCGCUGUGCCCAGUACAAAAAGGACGGCUGCGACUUUGCCAAGUGGAGGUGUGUGCUCAAGAUCUCAGAUGGCUGCCCAUCAGCUCUUGCCAUUGCAGAGAACGCCAAUGUCCUCGCCAGAUAUGCCAGUAUCUGCCAACAGAAUGGCCUUGUGCCCAUUGUGGAGCCAGAGAUCCUGCCUGAUGGAGACCAUGACCUUCAGCGUUGCCAGUACGCCACAGAAAAGGUCCUGGCUGCUGUGUACAAGGCUCUGUCUGACCACCAUGUGUACCUGGAGGGCACUCUGCUGAAGCCCAACAUGGUCACUGCUGGACACUCCUGCACUAAGAAGUUCACCCCUCAGGAAGUUGCCAUGGCUACAGUGACUGCUCUGAGGCGGACCGUGCCUGCCUCAGUGCCUGGCAUCUGCUUCCUGUCCGGAGGGCAGAGUGAAGAGGAGGCCUCUGUCAACCUGAACGCCAUCAAUCAGGUGCCCCUGCACCGCCCCUGGAAGCUGACCUUCUCUUACGGUCGUGCACUCCAGGCUUCCGCUCUUGCUGCCUGGAAGGGCAAAGCUGAAAACAAGGCAGCCACACAGCAAACUUUCAUCACCAGAGCCAAGAUCAAUGGCCUGGCUUCCAAAGGAGAGUACAAGCCCACCGGUGCAGCUGCCCAGGCCUCCACACAGUCUCUGUACACUGCCAGCUAUGUAUAUUAAAUACUGUGACACUAAACCAAGAAAAACAAAUCAAGAAUUGCACAUGGACCAAAUAUAACUACAAGAAAAUCUCCUGCUGGGUGCCCAUCCUCCCUGCACUACCAACACCAGGGGGAGACUUCUGUCAAAAUGUUCAACUACUGUUUGUCUACUUAAUGAAAUCUCCCGAAAUAAAAGACCAAAAAUGUUUUUGA
Molecule: messenger RNA, 1438 nt
Organism: Neolamprologus brichardi
Lineage: Eukaryota; Metazoa; Chordata; Actinopteri; Cichliformes; Cichlidae
Gene: aldob
Product: aldolase, fructose-bisphosphate B
Biological process (GO): glycolytic process
Molecular function (GO): fructose-bisphosphate aldolase activity
Source: RefSeq, a predicted model, not a curated record